Messenger RNA from Lepisosteus oculatus (spotted gar), 1096 nucleotides. It is a transcript of the gene jagn1a, whose product is annotated as jagunal homolog 1a. The record is from RefSeq and is a predicted model, not a curated record. Gene Ontology annotation, cellular component: endoplasmic reticulum membrane. Gene Ontology annotation, biological process: vesicle-mediated transport; granulocyte colony-stimulating factor signaling pathway; endoplasmic reticulum organization. Lineage: Eukaryota; Metazoa; Chordata; Actinopteri; Semionotiformes; Lepisosteidae.
GAGUUGGCUAGAAAGGAAAACAAGCCGACAGCUCAUCGCCAUGGCUUCGCGAGCGGGACCCCGAGCUGCAGGCACUGACGGGAGCGACUUCAAGCACCGCGAGAGAGUAGCGUCGCACUAUCAGGCGAGCGUUUCCCUGAAGUCAGAAAUUCGGAAGUUGAACUUGGUCCACGUGCUGAUCUGGGCCCUUGUAGCAGCACAAGUGAUUGUCAACUACCUCAGCCUGGUGUCUCAUGAUGUGGUGGCCACUCCAUACCAGUGGGAGUACCUGUACCUUCUGAGCAUCUUCCCCUCCAUCUUUAGCUUCAUGUCCAUGCCUCGCAACAACAUCAGCUACCUUGUCAUCUCGAUGAUCAGCGCUGGGCUCUUCUGUAUCGCACCCCUCAUCUACGGGGCAAUGGAGAUGUUCCCAGUAGCUCAGCAGCUUUACAGACAUGGCAAAAUUUACCGCUUCAUCUUCGGUUUUUCUGCUGUGUCUGUCAUGUAUCUGGUCAUGGUGAUUGCGGUACAGGUGCAUGCCUGGCAAAUCUACUACAGCAAGAAGCUUUUGGAUGCCUGGUUUGUCUCCACUCAGGACAAGAAGAAGAAGUAAAAGGGCAAACCUGAGGCAAAUUAAAAAUCUUUAUUUUUUCUUUUGAAAGAAAAGACAGUUCAAUAAAGGGGUACACCAUGUAGAUUUUACUAUGUUUAUGCCAUGAGAUGUCCUACCCAUUAUCUUACCUCAUUAACUACGUAAUAAUCCAGAUUUAGACACUGAUCUGUGUCUGAAAGUAAGCAUGCACCAAGGAUUGACAGAAGUUCAAACUGGGGGAUUCUGGCUUGUGUUAUGGCCACUCUCGUUUAUUUAAGACUACGGACAUAUGAGACAGGACAAUUCUAUUUGUUUAAUAGUUUCCUUUUUUAUUGAUGAUACAGUUUGGAGGACUGGUGAGUGAUGUUUGUGAAUACCACAUUUUGCUGAGGGUAAUGAAUUUAUGUGUCUGAAGUGAAGCAGAGAUAAAUACUUUUUCGUUUGAGAUACAUCUGGUGUAUACACAAUGUGAUGCUCAUAGUGCUACUGUAUUUUCAACCUCGGACAAUAAAAAAAAAAACAAGA